AUGGCUCAUCGAAGUGGGCAGGAUGACCCGGAGCGAUACCUGUUUGUGGACCGCGCUGUGGUCUACAACCCAGCCACGCAGGCCGACUGGACAGCCAAGAAGGUGGUGUGGAUCCCUUCAGAGCGCCAUGGCUUUGAGGCGGCCAGCAUCAAGGAGGAGCGGGGAGAGGAGGUGGUGGUGGAACUGUCAGAGAACGGCAAGAAGGCCAUGGUCAAUAAGGACGACAUUCAGAAGAUGAACCCGCCCAAGUUCAGUAAGGUGGAAGACAUGGCCGAGCUCACCUGCCUGAACGAGGCCUCAGUGCUGCACAACCUCAAGGACCGCUACUACUCUGGCCUCAUCUACGUGAGUGGUUGUGUUGUUGUACACUGUUAGAAAAAAGGGUCGCAAAAGGGUUCUUCGGCUGUCCCGAUAGGAUCACCCUUUUUGGUUCCAGGUAGAACCCUUCGUGGAACCCAAAAGGGUUCUACCUGGAACCAAAAGGGUUCUCCUAUGGGGCCAGCCGAAUAACCCUUUUAGGUUCUAGAUAGCACCUUUUUUGUAUCGUGUAUCGUUAUUAUACAUCUAUUCACCUAGAAAGCAGAUUUAACCAUAUGCACACAUAGUGGACACAACAGACAUUCCUCAAUAUUUCAAUAUUUUGCUGUUUUUCAGCAACACUGGUGAUUCAUACCUUGAAUGAGACCCAGACCACUGAAUCCCAUGUAUUGGUUUCUUGAGAAUGUUGAGACACGGUUGUUUGAGAUUUUUCAUUCUGUGUCCCUAACCCACUCCUUGCCAAACACCCCUCACCUACCCCACACACACUGACACAGGCACUGAUGGAGCGGAAAAGCAAAUAUGUUUUAUACAUUACUCCUUCAAACUCCCUGUGUCUGUCUGCUCUGCACACAUCAAAUCAUAAAGGCAGCGGAUAUAAAAUAUCCCCUGACCUGGCUCACCUACAGAACCUAACCUCUGGGGAACUCUGAGGAAACAGGGUCCGUGUCCGAAUACCCAUAUUAGCGUACUACAUACUUAAACUGCAUACUAAUUUUGAUGUUUGAUCUAGUAGAAUUCACUUGUCUCUUCCGACUCAUGUGUCUGACAACAGCUGAUAAUCAGAUACAUUUACUCGCUGUACCAUAAUGAACGAAUGGCGGGAGUCAACUCAAUCACAUAUUAGAUUACUCAUUUAGAGUACUAUUUUUCGAAAUUUCACAUACUAUAACACUUUAUUUUUUCACAUACUAUUUACUACGCUAGUAUGGGUGUUCGGAUAUGAACACUGUCUUGUGGCUUGAUUGAAGUUAGAAAACACACAAAGACUGAUCAUACUCUGUAACCAUUUCCAGAUAGUUCAGACCGACGGCAAGUUCUCUCUCUGUCUAGAUUACCUGCCAUCUUCUUUACUUUCACCUUUAUAAGUGACAUUUCUUCCAUAAACACUGGCGGUUCAGUUUGUUUGUACGACCCCAUUCCUCGUGGUUGCCCUGUUUGAUCUUUGAGCUGUCUGUGGGGCUCUCUCAUCUCAAUGGGGGUCCCUGGGUGUUAAAGCAAACACAUUUGGCCCUGUGUGUGGACUGUGGAGUCCCAGGGCAGGGUGGCAGACUGAGAGACCCCUCACUGCUGCUGCUGUGCUCUAUGGCCCAGACUGGCUGCAUUAGGUCUGGUUAAUCUUUAUGGUCGUGAGCCUUUGUCCUCUCACACAUGAGCUGUCUGGAGAAAAUAGUUCCUACAAUCCCAGAAUUCCAUUAGAUGAUAGUGUCAGUGAUGUAUAUGAUGUCCACGCUUUUAGGGAGUUUUUAAAGCUACCCCUUGCUGUUGGUAACCACGUCAAAGUUUUCCAUUCUGUAGUCCUUCAACUUUUCUUAUCUAAGCACACAUCUGAGUUUGCAUUGGUUUAAAUUGGGUGCUUUCACUGUGUGUUGAAUAAUCUGAAGCUAUGUUUCAGUGCAGAUGGGUCUGGUUAAUGAUGUCCUAUAUACAGUGUAUCGUCAUGAUCUUGACCCAUUUAGUGACAUGCAUUCCAGGAAUAGAAUGUGGAUUGGUUAUCACCUGAGACACGGUGAUGGGGAUUCUGGAGGAACUGCAGUCUUUUUGAUUUAUCUUCUUUACCAGGCUUGAUGACAAAUUCCACUAGAUAGUAGCUUGAUGUUUCUCCAUGUUUCUUGAAGGCUCUCUUUGUCUGUGUGUUGCUGAAUAAUGGCCGUAGUGGAAAUGCAACUAUACUGAACAAAAUAUAAAUGCAACAAUUUCAAAGAUUUUACUGAGUUACAGUUCAUAUAAGGAACUCCGUCAAUUGAAAUAAAUUCAUUAGGCCCUAAUCUAUGCAUUUCACAUGACUGGGAAUACAGAUAUGCAUCUGUUGGUUACAGAUACCUUUAAAAAAAAAAGUAGGAGGGUGGAUCAGAAAACCAGUCAGUAUCGGAUGUGACCACCAUUUGCCUCAUGCAGCGCGACACAUCUCCUUCACAUAGAUUUGAUCAGGCUGUUGAUUGUGGCCUGUGGAAUGUUGUCCAACUCCUCUUCAAUGGCUGUGCAAAGUUGCUGGAUAUUGGCGGGAACUAGAACACGCUGUCGUACACGUCGAUUCAGAGCAUCUCAAACAUGCCCAAUGGGUGACCUGUCUGGUGAGUAUGCAGGCCAUGGAAGAACUGGGACAUUUUCAGCUUCCAGGAAUUGUGUACAGAUCCUUAUGACAUGGGGCCGUGCAUUAUCAUGCUGAAACAUGAGGUGAUGGCGGCAGAUGAAUGGCACGAUAAUUGGCCUCAGGAUCUUGUCACGGUAUCUCUGUGCAUUCAAAUUGCCAUCAAUAAAAUUCAUUGUGUUCGUUGUCUGUAGCUUAUGCCUGCCCAUACCAUAACCCCACCACCACCAUGGGGCACUCUGUUCACAACGUUGACAUCAGCAAACCGCUCGCCAUAUGCCAUGUACAGUUGAAACCGGUUUGUGCAGAAAUUCUUCGGUUGUGCAAACCCACAGUUUCAUCAGCUGUCUGGGUGGCUGGUCUCAGCUGAUCCCGCAGGUGAAGAAGUCAGAUGUGGAGGUCCUGGGCUGGUGUGGUUACACGUGGUCUCCGGUUGUGAGGCCAUUUGGACGUACUGCCAAAUUCUCUAAAAUGACGUUGGAGGCGGCUUAUGGUAGAGGAAUUAAAAUAAAAUUAUCUGGCAACAGCUCUGGUGGACAUUCCUGCAGUUAGCGUGCCAAUUGCAUGCUCCCUCAAAACUUGAGACAUCUGUGGCAUUGUGUUGUGUGACAAAACUGCACAUUUUAGAGUGGCCUUUUAUUGUUCCCAUCACAAGGUGCACCUGUGUAAUGAUCAUGCUGUUUAAUCAGCUUCUUGAUAUGCCACACCUGUCAGGUGGAUGGAUUAUCUUGACAAAUGAGAAAUGCUCACUAACAGGGAUGUAAACAAACGUGUGCACAAAAUUUGAGAGGAACAAGGUUUUUGUGCGUAUGGAACAUUUCUGGGAUCUUUUUAUGUCAGCUCAUGGAACAUUGGAACCAACACUGUACAUGUUGCGCUUAUAUUUUUGUUCAGUGUACAUACAGUAGAUGGAAGGAAGGGUUAGGUUGUGAGUGCGUGGUCAAGGUUCACGUUUGUUAUCUCAGAACACGAGCAAAGGUUUUCAAACUGAAAUGGUAAGGAAGUGUCUGAUCUGAUAUUUUCAGACAGAUAACUGACCAUCAUGUUUAGAAAACUUUCCCCCCAGGAGUUGCUAAAUGGUUCCUUUGGUUUUAUGAUUCUGCUGUUUAAUUUGACUAGUUUGGUGUUUUCAUGGUUCAAAAGUGUUUUUUAUCAUGUUUUAUUUUUCACUCUUGUAAUAAAUGAAGAACAUGCUAUUGUCAGUGGGAGAGUGCCCCAGCCCAAGAGGUGACCUCCCCCCACAGUGGGGCCUAACCCAUCCCUAGCUGAGCUGUAUGCUGCUGCCCCAGGCUUUGUGUGUCUGAGCUGGGGUUGGCGUGCAGAGGGAGCCCCCUGGGUAAUGUGGCUCUGUGCGGUGUGUCAGUCCCUCAGUGAGGCCCCAGUACAGCACGGUGGCGUAGCCUGUGGCUCCCUGCCCAUCUGACGGAUCCAUGUGAAGUCAGUGAGUAACAGGCUAUCCGGAACGCUAGCUAGCGACGCUACAACCAGGCCUUUGUGUCAGCAUAUAAGCCCCAGCUGUCAGAAAGCCUCAGCAUUCUUUCAUGUAAAAAAGCGUCCUGUCUGUCUCCUGCCCACUUCAUUGCCAUGUGUCAGACUGUCCUGUCUCCUUUCCCACACUCACUCUCUAACUUACGAUUUCUCUAUUUUCUCUGUCCUAAUGCUCUGCCCAAUGCCCACAGCCUUGUUCCUGCCCUUCUUUAGGUGUUUCAAAUGUUUGAGUAUUCAAACAUUUUAUAAAUGUAAUGCAGUCCUGGCUGUGCUUCUGUACUUGUGGAGGUCAGCUGCCUCUUGGUUGACAGGAUGUAGGUGGUAUCACUAAUGGAAACCCCCCACUUAUUAGCUCUCUUGUCAUUCUUGUUUGGCAGAUAUGUUUCUUUAUUGAGGUUAGAGAACAAGCUUUCACUCGCUAUGUGCAUGCAUAAAAGGUACAUUACCUCGCUCUCUCUCAAGAGUGGCAUUGUGUUCAGGCCUCCCACAUACUCAUAUCUUGAGUGCUUUGUUGUUGUCAUGGCAUUGCCAUUGCUCCAUGGAGAACUCUUUUCUCUUUUGCAUGCAAACAACUCAGGUGUUACCGUAAACUUGGCGCACACACACACACACACACACACACACACACACACCAUGGAUAACAAACCAGCGCCAGGAUUUUCAUGGAUCAUCAUGCAGUUAUCAGUGAUUGUUUUUUAAUUAAAUUAUCCAGAGAAAGUGAACAACAGUUUCUUUAUUUGAUAAAAAAAGGUCUGAGUUCGCAGCUUUGUGUUUAAGCUGGUGGUUGAGGUUAAGGUCAUGAGUUAAAAGCUAUGUAACGUUAGUGCCUUGCAUUUACAGUAUAUGCCAAAAUUCCACUUAAGGCAUAGCUAUCUUUCUCUCAAGUUCACCAGGUAUUAUUCACAUGAUUAUGCUAAAAGCCCAUUGCAUUAUAAAAUCAAGAUAGUUGAACACCCUGCUAUUGACUUGACACUCUUUUAGAUUCAUUAGCUCUGCGCAAGGAGUAUUGAUCAUAUUUCAAAGCAUACUUUGAAGAGUUAUUAGCUUUGUUAUGAAUAUGCACUGUCAAGGGAAUGGUCAAGGUCUUUCUCCACAGAUCAAUGGACUAGGCCGUCCUCACCUUGCUACAGUAGGGGUGCUAUAGAUUCCAAAUGGCAGAUGCAGGCGACUGUUAUGUCUGCUGUUGCCUGUGUGUUUCUCAGCUGUUACUAAGCCACUGCAUCCCUCCCCGGAUCCGAUUUCACAGUGAAAAUAUCCCCUUCCCUGGUGCAUGGAGAGCAGGCUAACCUGACCCACUCCCUCCAGCAGCAGGCCUGGCCUACUACUCUGUCCACAGCUGAAGAGGCUGCAGCCUCCAACCACCCUGGGAGGGAAGGGGAGAGUGAAUCAGAUGUUGGUGAGCGGGAGAAAGAGAGGCCUCCUGAGUAG
Messenger RNA from Coregonus sp. 'balchen', 5545 nucleotides. Lineage: Eukaryota; Metazoa; Chordata; Actinopteri; Salmoniformes; Salmonidae. The record is from the annotation of a GenBank genome assembly.